Molecule: messenger RNA, 507 nt
Organism: Auanema sp. JU1783
Lineage: Eukaryota; Metazoa; Nematoda; Chromadorea; Rhabditida; Rhabditidae
Source: the annotation of a GenBank genome assembly
AUGUUCAUGGCUAAGGUCUUUCAUUUUCUCUCAAUAUUCAUAAUUGUGAAUGCUGAUUUGCAAUCUCUUGAUGCUUCAACAUCAGCUUCAGCAGAAGUCUCAGCGAGUACUGCCUUAGCCGUAGCUGAUACUAGUGCUGUUGGACACAUUCGAGCCAAACGACAAUGGGGAGGUUGUUGUGGAGUUGUCAGCAUGUGUUGUUCCAUGCCUCGUCCUAUUCCUGUGCCAGUGCCAGUACCACAACCAGUACCCAUCCCUCAUCCAAUUCCUAUUCCUAUGCCGAUUCCACCUCCAAUACCUCCACCAAUGAUUGGUUUUGGCUCAUGUUGCGGUUGUUGCGUCCCAGUAUGUAUGCCAAUGUGCAUGCGAGGAGGUUGCGGUUGUGGAAUGGGCAUGGGAAUGGGCAUAGGCAUGUAUGGAAGGAAGAAAAGAGAAGCUCUUAUCAGAGCCAACCAUCCUGUAUUACGUCUCUCCUGGGAUAAACCUAUGGAGAAUACAUUUGAAUAA